CCCACUAGCAGCAUCUGGCCCCCACAACUCUAGCCGUCGUCGUCGCUCACACUUUCUUCACACUCACUCGCACGACAGUUGCAUUGCAUCGUUAGCAUCGACAACACACACACCAUGGCAGUACCCGGAACCCGCACAAAGGACGGCCAGGCGUACGGCGACGUCCGCGCGCCCCUCUCGCUCGACAAGCUGCAGCCCUUCUUGGAGAAGAAUGUCAAGGGCUUUGCGGGGCCGAUUACCGUCAAGCAGUUCGGGUUCGGCCAGUCGAACCCAACGUACCUCCUCCAGACCCCGAACAAGAGCUACGUGCUCCGCCGCGCGCCGCUCGGCCCGCUCCUGUCCAAGACGGCGCACCGCGUCGACCGCGAGUUCCUCAUGCUCGAAGCGCUCAACAAGUUCAACGAGCGCCUGCCCAAGGACACGCCCCCGGAGCGCUUCGUGCCCGUCCCGCAGGUGUACGCGCUCUGCAUGGACCCCGAGGUUGCCGGGUCGCCGUUCUACAUUAUGGAGUUUUUGAAGGGAAGGAUCUUUACGGAUGUGCAGAUUCCCGACUUGCCCAAGGAGGAGAGGUUUGCGUGCUGGCGCUCCGCCGUCCAGGCCCUCGCGCUCCUCGGCUCGAUCCCCAUCUCGGCGCUCGGCCUCCCGGCCUCGUUCGCCCCCGACCCGAUCAAGAAGCCCUACUUCCCGCGCCAGGUCGUCGGCAUGCACCGCGUCUCGGACGCGCAGUCCAAGGCUCCAGUUCCCUCCAACCCAGGCGGUAUCCUCGGCGACGUUGUCCACGCCGACGAGCUGUGGCCCUACUAUGAGCAGGGCUCCAAGACGGUGUCGGCCGCCGAGGUCAAGCACGGCGCGUCGCUCGUCCACGGCGACUACAAGCUCGACAACCUCGUCUUCCACCCCACCGAGCCGCGCGUCAUCGGCAUCCUCGACUGGGAGCUGUGCACGCUCGGCUCGCCGCUCGCCGACCUCGGCAACAUGCUCAUCCCCUUCUCGUUCCCGCCCGUGUCGGACGAGGACCGCCGCGAGCUCACCAAGAAGUCGAGCGGCACGUCCAACCUCGUUCUUGGCCUCAAGGGCCUGCCGUCGAGCCAGACGGGCAUCCCUACGUCCGACGUGCUCGAGCAGUGGUGGGUCGCGGGCAUGAACGAGGGCUACCUCUGGCACGCGUCCGAGGCGAACCGCUCGCGCGAGGCGCUCGCCGGCCGCGUCCCCGGCCCUGUGCCCGCCCCUCGCCAGUGGCCCACGCAGCGCUUCGAGUGGGUCCGCUCCUGGAUGCUCUUCCGUCUGGCGAUCAUCGCCCAGGGUAUCGCCGCUCGUGCCGCCCUCGGCCAGGCAAGCAGCGCGCACGCGUCGCCUGAUCGCGCGCCGUUCGACUUUUUCGGAAAGAUGGCAUACCAGGCCAAGGGACAGCCAGAGGUCACCGUGGCCAAGCUCUAGGGUGGUGGUGUGGUGUGAUAUGACUAGGAAUGCAUGUAAAGUGUAGAAGUGUAA
Molecule: messenger RNA, 1491 nt
Organism: Vanrija pseudolonga
Lineage: Eukaryota; Fungi; Basidiomycota; Tremellomycetes; Trichosporonales; Trichosporonaceae
Gene: IBR3
Product: putative acyl-CoA dehydrogenase IBR3
Exons: 3
Coding region: 115-1437 (440 amino acids)
Source: RefSeq, a predicted model, not a curated record